Messenger RNA from Glarea lozoyensis ATCC 20868, 516 nucleotides. RefSeq lists its product as uncharacterized. NCBI's taxonomy places the organism in Eukaryota, Fungi, Ascomycota, Leotiomycetes, Helotiales, Helotiaceae. The record is from RefSeq and is a predicted model, not a curated record. The transcript is spliced from 3 exons. The coding region runs from base 1 to 516 and encodes 171 amino acids.
AUGGCAUCUCCAGAUCGCUCCUCCUCUAUUGACGAGACCACCAUCACGCCCGUCCGUCCUGCCUCGCAUGUUCGACAGAAUUCGUUGGAGAAACAUUUGCAACACCGUCCGGAUCCGCAAGAAUUGAAGGAUAGACAUAUUUUGUUGGAUACUAAUGCUGCUCCAGCCCUACAAGCCGCAGCCCAAGAACUCGAACGCCAAAGAGCCACCGACUCCCUCAAGAAAGGUCUUGAAAACCGUCCACACAGAGAAGAUCUAGUUGAGCGCAACAUCCUCCCAACCUCAACCGCCGCCCCGGGCAUCCAAGCCAACGCGCGCGAACUAGAGAAACACAUGCGAGCCGACUCUCUCAACGAGAAGAUCUCGCACCGUCCCAAGCCAGAAGAGCUGAUCAAGGAGGGGAUCUUACAGGAAGAUCCUACGAGUCCGGAUAAAGAGACGACUCAGGCUGCGAAUGAUAAGUUGUAUGAGGAGAGAAUUGAGGAGGAGUAUGCUAAGCGUGAGGGUGGUGCAUAG